Molecule: messenger RNA, 832 nt
Organism: Budorcas taxicolor (takin)
Lineage: Eukaryota; Metazoa; Chordata; Mammalia; Artiodactyla; Bovidae
Product: immunoglobulin lambda-1 light chain-like
Exons: 4
Coding region: 23-721 (232 amino acids)
Biological process (GO): peptide antigen assembly with MHC class II protein complex; positive regulation of T cell activation; antigen processing and presentation of exogenous peptide antigen via MHC class II
Cellular component (GO): MHC class II protein complex
Molecular function (GO): MHC class II protein complex binding
Source: RefSeq, a predicted model, not a curated record
CAGAGCUCGGGGCGCGUCCACCAUGGCCUGGACCCCUCUCCUGCUGCCCCUCCUCACCCUCUGCACAGGCUCCGUGGUCUCCUAUGAACUGACCCAGCCGACUUCAGUGUCAGUGGCCUUGGGACAGACGGCCAAGGUCACCUGCUCGGGGGACCUGCUGGAUGAACAGUAUACUCAGUGGCACCAGCAGAAGCCGGGCCAGGCCCCUGAGCUGGUCAUUUAUGAAGACAGCAAGCGGCGCUCAGGGAUCCCAGACCGGUUCUCUGGCUCCAGCUCCAGCAAAACAGCCAUCUUGACCAUCAGCGGGGUCCGUGCAGAGGAUGAGGCCGACUAUUACUGUGUGUCGUGGGACAGUGGCAGUUACAAUGUCCACAGUGGCGGGACCCAGCUCACCGUCCUAGGUCAGCCCAAGUCCGCACCCUCUGUCACCCUGUUCCCGCCCUCCACGGAGGAGCUCAGUGCCAACAAGGCCACCGUGGUGUGUCUCAUCAGCGACUUCUACCCGGGUAGCGUGACCGUGGUCUGGAAGGCAGAUGGCAGCACCAUCAAUCAGAACGUGAAGACCACUCAGGCCUCCAAACAGAGCAACAGCAAGUACGCGGCCAGCAGCUACCUGACCCUGACGGGCAGCGAGUGGAAGUCUAAGAACAGUUACAGCUGCGAGGUCACGCACGAGGGGAGCACCGUGACGAAGACAGUGAAGCCCUCCGAGUGCUCUUAGGGCCCCGGGCCCCCACCCCGGAAAGCCCUGCCCUCCCACCCCGGCUCCCCCUAGCCCUCCCUCCUGCACGCAAUCAGCUCUCAAUAAAACGUCCUCAUUGUCAUUCAGAAA